Messenger RNA from Carica papaya (papaya), 1708 nucleotides. Its product is annotated as endoglucanase 25-like. Gene Ontology annotation, biological process: carbohydrate metabolic process. Gene Ontology annotation, molecular function: hydrolase activity, hydrolyzing O-glycosyl compounds. The record is from RefSeq and is a predicted model, not a curated record. NCBI's taxonomy places the organism in Eukaryota, Viridiplantae, Streptophyta, Magnoliopsida, Brassicales, Caricaceae.
UAAGUAUUUUUAAAACGCAAAGCUGAGUCGUGCAAUCCUUUGCCUUCAUGACUCUCCUGUAUAAUACUAUGAAAGAAAUUCUAACUUAGAUCUUCUGAUAUAUAUUGCUUUUCGUUCUUUUAUGGUACAUGCAGCUGGAGAGCUUCCAAGGAACAAUAAUAUCUGGUGGAGGGGUGACUCCUGCUUGAGAGAUGGAGAGAAGUUUAUGAAAGGUUUAACAGGUGGCUACUACGAUGCUGGAGAUGCAAUGAAGUUCAGCUUCCCUGCAUCUUUCACCAUGACCAUUUUGAGCUGGAGUGUGCUCGAGUAUAGUGCAAAAUAUAAAGCCGCAGCAGAGCUUGACCAUGUCAAAGACAUCAUCAAAUGGGGGACAGAUUACCUUCUCAGAACAUUCAACUCCUCUGCUGAUCAUUCAAUAGACCUCAUUGCUUCGCAAGUGGGAGGGCGAGAUGAUCUCAUUUGCUGGGUUCGUCCUGAACAGAUUGAGUACGAAAGACCAGUGUCCACUUGCAGUAUCUGCCCUGCACUGGCUGCAGAGAUGACUGCAGCUUUAGCUUCUGCAUCAAUUGUUUUCAAAGAGAACAAGGAGUAUUCAAAGAAACUGGUCCAUGGUGCUGACUUGUUGUUUAAGUUUGCCACAAAGCAGCAAGGGGAAAACUACUCAGCGGGUCGAGAUCCACCAUCAGCUCAAUAUAACUCUAGUAGUUUCUGGGAUGAGUUUGUUUGGGGUGGAACUUGGUUGUAUUUUGCAACUGGAGAUUCUUCCUAUCUUGAGCUCGUCACUAGCCCUCUUUUGGCCAAAAAGGUUGAUGCAUCUGGGGGAGGUCGACAUAGUGGCAUGCUUAGCUGGGACAACAAGCAUGUUGGUGCUCAGUUGCUUCUCACCCGCUUGAGGAUGUUCUUGCCCUAUGGAUAUCCAUAUGAACAGAUGUUAAGAGUAUUUCACAAGCAGGUAAUGGAAACCAUGUGCUCAUACCUUCCAGAUUUCCCUACCUACAACCGAACAAGAGGAGGAUUGAUUCAAUUAAACCAUGGAAGGCCUCGCCCUCUUCAAUAUGCUGUGAAUGCAGCUUUCUUGGCUACUCUGUACAGUGAUUACUUAGAAGCUACAAUGACACCAGGAUGGUACUGUGGAAAUAAUUUUUUCGAGAAGAUAACAUUGCGCAAUUUUGCCAAGUCUCAAAUGAAUUACGUCCUUGGCAACAAUCCUAGGAGUAUGAGCUACAUAGUAGGUUUUGGCAAUCAUUUCCCACAGCAGGUGCACCAUAGAGGUGCUUCAAUUCCCGCCAAUAAUACCCAACAUGGUUGUAAGGAUGGAUAUAGAUGGAGAAACAGUAAGAUGCCAAACCAUUAUACAAUUGUGGGAGCCAUGGUUGCUGGACCUUAUAAAGAUGAUGCUUUCAUUGAUGAACGCAGCAACUACACUUGUACAGAACCAACCAUUGCGGGUAAUGCAGGUCUGGUUGCAGCGCUGGUAGCUUUGUCAGGUGAAGAAACUACUGGGAUUGACAAGAACACCAUUUUUUAUUCAGUUCCUCCCAUAUCCCCAAUCCAACCACCACCACCACCUCCUUGGACACCAUAGAUGUUUUCAUACUCAUUUCCUCUGGUCAAAUAGACAAGAUGGCUUGUGGAUUUAUGAAUUUGUGGCAUAGCAUAGUCUUUCCAGUCAUCUUUUGAAAAGAACUUUAGCAAGAAAAAAAAAAAA